Messenger RNA from Colletotrichum lupini, 1980 nucleotides. RefSeq lists its product as uncharacterized. The record is from RefSeq and is a predicted model, not a curated record. Lineage: Eukaryota; Fungi; Ascomycota; Sordariomycetes; Glomerellales; Glomerellaceae. The coding region runs from base 1 to 1980 and encodes 659 amino acids. The transcript is spliced from 10 exons.
AUGUUUUUGCUCCGAUCAUAUGUUCUAAUUGAGUCUUUCUCUUCAUCGAUUCUUAGCGUGGAAACUGGUGAUAGAGGCCAUCUACUUGUUGCACUCAAUCUUAACCACGUAACUCCCCCGGCUUGCUACGCGGCACUUUUCGACAAGCCCUUUGCUCAGCUAUUCCUAAGAGAACGACAUGAACACCCUGCUCAAACUCGAUCCGAGACUUUCAGUGGCGAAAAUAUGCCUUGUUUCUCCAUUGGUGCUCGCCAAUCGCCCCACAGCAGUCAUCUCCGUCGGAAGCUCGCCCUCUGGAUCAACGAGGCCAUUGAAUAUACACUCGUCAAGCUGACCCAUGUCUCACUCAUUGCCAAGCAAAGGAAGCCAAUUGAGCAGUGCUCAGGCCGUAUAGCUUGCACAGCUACACUUGCGCCACCAGGUGCUCUUGGUAUAUUCCAUCGACAAUUUCGCCAUGUGCUUUUUCCGCAUGACUACCAGACCGAUAAAGUCCAUAUAGGCCUUUUCAAUCCAGUCCUGGUAACAGCAGGCGUCUUCGUAGGUCGGUUGGCCAGGACAAACUGCCUACUUUCGAUAACAUACAACUUCGAGUUCGCAUACGACCCCAGUAUGUGUGCCAUAGUAACCGCCGUGAAAUAUAGUCGCACCGUCGUUGAGCUCUUUCUUGCCACCAUUCUGGUCAUUCAGACGUGCCUUGGCUGUAUACCUUGCAUACGAGCCUAUUGCCUUUAUCAAUCUGGAGGUGUAGAGGAGAUGACCUGGAUACAUCGUCUCUGUAUUCUUCAAAAGGUCGCGCUGCAGCUUGCCCACUGCCCAAAGGGCAGACGGCGCGCGCACUUAUUGUAUCUCAACCACGGUCUUCAAGCCCGCUAUCUCAUCUGCUUGGUUGACUCCCCCCUUGAGGCUCUCGAGCUCGCAUAUUCGUCACGCCCAAAGAUAAACAACCCUGUGUUCGUUGGGCUUCUCAUUCUCGCCGUCGCAACGGGGCUUACCACGCUCAUUGACCUUUUCCCCGAAAUUGCUUACACGCCCCCUUUCAGAGACACAAAAUAUGUCUCUCAGUGUUACCCGGUGGAAAUCAAACUAACUCUUCUGAAAAAGCUAGGCUCGCCGAUGUUGAAGCCGCUCGCCUGCCUUAAGCUCAGCGGGUCCGGCGGAUGGCAAGGCAUGAAUCUUGAAGACGGCGUUCCACACAAGCACCGAGGGAUCAAGGCGAUGAUUGAAGGGGGAGAAUACACACUUGGCAAGAGUUCACACAGCGCCGCCGAGAGAAGCCUUGACGUCCUCUCACGUCCCCACUAUUUCCAUCGCCCAAAGUCUCGUCAACCAAUGACGAUCAAGCUUUUUCCAACAUCAAUUCUUCCCCAGCUCAUCCACGCAACAGAAAAAAAAAAGCUGCUUUCCAUCAGCUACCGCCGCGUCCGACGUCCAGUCCUUCACUCGAACCUCAAGAAAUCUCGUCAGCGGGAAAAUCCACGUUCGUGUCUACCUUGCAUAUCGGUACCUCUUUUGGCGGAAUUUCCCUCAGAAGCUGGGUUGGAAGCGCCGUACCUCUCUACGCAGGACCCCCCUUCAACCACACCCGCCAUCAAUCCUCAUUCUCGCUCCAUCUCACAUACCCUCCACGGCCUCGCCAAAGACCAGAUGUUCAACCCCAUCACCUCACCUCCACUCUCCUCUCCUCCCCCAGUCCCCGCUCGUUUUCCCACGGCCCCCAAACUCGGGAACCUAAACCCUUCACCAUACUCACAAGACCCCCCACGCGGCACCUACAGGGCAUACAAGAACCUCACCCCAAAGACCCGCCUGGGCUUCGGCGUCGCGGUCCUGGCCUGGGGCGGCGCAGGCCUCUACUUCUCCGACCGGGCCGAGGAGAAGUACCAGCCCACGCCCGAGGAAAAGGCCGUGGUCGACAAGGCGUCCAUUACUCGAUUGGAUCUUGUUAUUGAGGACGGAAAACAUGGUGUCACCAUUGUCUAA